Molecule: messenger RNA, 1783 nt
Organism: Talaromyces stipitatus ATCC 10500
Lineage: Eukaryota; Fungi; Ascomycota; Eurotiomycetes; Eurotiales; Trichocomaceae
Product: chromatin structure remodeling complex protein RSC3, putative
Exons: 4
Coding region: 1-1362 (453 amino acids)
Biological process (GO): DNA-templated transcription
Cellular component (GO): nucleus
Molecular function (GO): zinc ion binding; DNA binding
Source: RefSeq, a predicted model, not a curated record
AUGACCAUGCCAGAAUAUAUGUCCUUGAUUGCCGCGAGAUGGGAAACAAUUGGACUCUUAUUUGCAGUCUUAGGGACGGCUACUUUUCAUAUACCGGAUGAUGAUCCUGUCUUUACACACAACCCCUGGAAUAUCGACAGAAGGCAACUGAGGAACAUUUCAGUUGCUGUCAGUGAGAUCUGCUGUCAAUUCUGCAAUCAUUCUGGAUUUACCAGUGAUCCCUUAUGUUGGCUUGUGACUCAACAGACAGUGCUUCUCACUCUUAUGGCUGGUAAAAGUGACUUUAGAACUUGGCAAAAGCUGGGUGACCUAUCAACUAUCACCUAUGCCAUCGGCCUGCACCGACCUAGUUCAAACCUCGAAGAAAAAUGUCCGUUCUUCCUUGCUGAGAUACGUAAACGAGUUUUGGCAUGUGCAUAUUCACUUGACAAGGAACUGGCUACAACGUUAGGACUUCCACCCCGGAUCUGCUCUAGAUACUGUUGCAUCGAACUUCCUCUGGAUUUGAGCUAUGAGGAAAUCAUUGCUACGCCAAGCGAGGUCGAGCAGGCGCUACAGAGCCUUGAUCCUAAUGGCUGGAAUAUUAAAGGAAGCUUGACCCUUGAGGUUAGGCUCCGCAUCGCUUUGUUGACAAGUUUCAUGAGGGAAAAUAUUCUAGAGCUGUCUAUGAGCCAUCAGACUGAUGACCUUCUAGACCGAGUCGAGAAGAUGAUCAAGGAUUCUCGCGAGAUGCAACAAGCCCUUCCUCUCUUUUUACGUUGGACGCCAAGUGAAUCUGAGUCGAAUUUCGCUAACGAAAGUCGUUCUCUAACACACCUCGAAUUCACAUACCAAGAGUUUUUACUAUAUCGGAUUGUGUUGAAGCGGCUAGAAAUCAAAUUACAGGGACUGAUUGAUACUUCUUGCGAAAUCAUUUCCACGCUGCUUAAUCUUACUACACUACGAACCAGAUCUGCAAAGUCUAUGCAAGAUGUGUCCUGGGAUUUAUGCUACAUGGGUCUCCCUGCUGCAGGGAUUUUAACCACCGAGUUACUCAACAAACAGUCUACCGCUACACAACUACCCAUACAUUCACGAUCCCAGAUGAUCCAAAAGCUCAGCAUCUUUGUCUCACAUCUAAAAUCCUUUAUUGAACCGCAUGAGGGAAUAUAUGAGGUUGCUCAGCAAGGCGCGAGCAUAAUUUGCAAGGUUCUGGAUCAGGUCCUUUCUGUUGGUUCCUUGGAGUCAGUUGCACUUGCUUCAGGUACUGACUGGCCUGAGAACUGGUUUGGUAAUGAAAACCUAGAUAUAGGUGAAGAUGAUCUCAUGCCUUGGCUUGAGAAUAUUGGCUGGGGUCAGGAUCCCUGGUUAUAUUUCACAUGAGCCUUAUGGACUCGAUGGUGUCAGAUAAUCCGGAUAUCCAACAAGGCGGAAAGAUCAGCCAUUUGAUCUUGAAUGUCAACUAGUCACCUUAGAGCAAAUAUUUGGGCACCUAGAUUUCAGCCUAAUGUUUACCCCUCAUGAUGGCUCACAAAUCAUCACACCAAUAUGUCCAUAUAAACCAAGCUUUGGAACCUCAUGUAUUCAGACACACAGACAACUCAAUACACACAAUCUUGCUAGUCAAUUCUUCUUUUACUGUCCCUGUUAGCUACUACUCAGAAUUAGCUUGGAGUCAACACACCAAUCCGACAGAUGGGAACCUCGCUCCUGAGGGAAAGAGAGAAGAUAAGAUAGUGCUAUGAUAUGACGAGGUUGCACUAUAUAUCAGAAAUUCUACGGUGCAUUAAGCAAGAGAGUUGAA